This is a messenger RNA of Ilyonectria robusta, 1221 nucleotides long. Its product is annotated as major facilitator superfamily domain-containing protein. The transcript has a single exon. The annotation marks the transcript as partial. Gene Ontology annotation, cellular component: membrane. Gene Ontology annotation, molecular function: transmembrane transporter activity. The record is from RefSeq and is a predicted model, not a curated record. Gene Ontology annotation, biological process: transmembrane transport. NCBI's taxonomy places the organism in Eukaryota, Fungi, Ascomycota, Sordariomycetes, Hypocreales, Nectriaceae.
CGAGUCUAUAAGCGGCGCUGGAUCGGUCUGGCUCUGCUCUUCUGCCUCAACCUUAUGGCGAGUAUUGCGUGGACCGACGUUGCCGUCGUCCCUGAAUAUGCCGCCUCUCACUUUGGCACCUCUGUCUCGGCCAUCAACUGGUUCCCGACCUCGUUCCUCUUUGCCGCCCUGGCUGGCAGCUACCCUGCGUCCGUUGUGGCCCGGCGGAGCAUCAAGCUUUGCAUUCUCGCCGGAAGCUUCAUCAUGUUCUCCGGCGCAUGGUUGAUGUACGGCGGAACCAACCUCUCCAGCCUCGCCCUGGCGCUUGUCGGACACACGGCUAUCGGAUUCGCCCUGCCCUCUGUGCUCAUCACGCUCGCCCCCUACUCCGAGAUAUGGUUCACGCCCGAGCGCCGGGCGACGGCAACGGCCUUCACCACCACGGCCAACCUGCUGGGCGGCACCAUCGGCCAGUUCAUCAUGACGGCCUGGAUCCCAUCCGAGGAUGCCGUCGGCAGGGGUAUGCUACCAAGCCAUUCUGGUCUCGGCUGUUUGCGUUUUAGUCCCCUAUUCCCUUCGAGGCCUCCUACGGCGCCUGAUGUCAUCGUAGUCCAGCACCAAGCAACUGAUUAUCGGGAGGAGCUUAUGGUCCUCCUCAGGCGGCCUGAGUUUUUCCUCUUGGCCAUUCCUUUUUCCGUUACCGUCGGUGUCUUCAACGCGCUUUCAUUUCUUCUCUACCAGAUGUGUAUGCCAUAUGGCUUCUCUGUGGACCAGUGCGUCGUGGCCGGGUGCCUGUUUGUUGUGCCGGGGCUGGUCGUGUCCCUUGUACUGGGUCGUCUGGCCGAUCGCUUCGGCUGCCAUCUACUUUUCAUCAAGAUCACAAACAUCAUCAUCGGAUGUGGCAUACUGGCUUUUGUCUGGGUCCCUCCCAGCGGCAACCUCGCUUAUCUAUACACUACCUGCACGGUGCUCAGCUUGGGCGUCGUCAGUUCGGGCCCCCUUGCCAUCGAGUUCAUCUCGGAGAUUCUCUAUCCUGUUCGGCCAGAGCUGGCCAUCACAGUCAUGUGGAGUUUCGGCCAGCUCCUCGGCGCCGUGUUGACCAUCGGGCUCGGCUACAUGACGGACAGCCACGGUGGCUUGCAGCCAGCUGUGUAUCUACAAGCAGCCCUUUCACUAGCGUGCGUGCCACUCAUCCAGUCCCUGGGUCUUUGGGGUCGCAGUCAGCAUGUGAAGUUGAAUAGG